UACUGUUAAGAUGUGUUUGUGUAGCAAUCAAUAUAGGUUAUAGGCCCAGGACACGCGUAACCGCGAAAGUAUGUGUUAAAAUGAUGAUGAUGAAUUCGGGAAACGCGUCAUUGGAGCAGCCGGUACACAUCAAGAGCGACUUAUGGAACUACGUCUGCGGAAAGUGCAAGAAACCCGAAACGGAGAUGGAAAGCUUGAAUAUGUGGGUCACAAAUGGUCUUAAAACAAGAUCGGACAUCAUCCUGUCGAUUAGCCCCACCGAGCUGAAGCAAGUGAAGCACUGCGGGACAACGCGAGAAAUGUGGAUCCGACUGGAGGAAAUUUACCAAUCGAAAGGUAAGGAAGGCGACAUUGCUGAAAGGCUUGAUACUGCACAAAAUGGCUGAAGGCGACGACGUGAGUGAACACCUGGCGAAUUUCUUCGACUCGGUCGACAAAUUAGGCGACAUGGACGUGAACAUCAAUCCUUAUCUUUUGACGAUCCUUUUGUUGUAUAGCCUGCCAGCCAGUUUUGAACUUUUUCAAUGUGCCAUUGAGUCACGUCACGAAUUGCCUGCGCAGAAAAAUCUUCCGGCGCUAUUGUGGCCAACAAAGAUGGCGGACGGUGCGAUUACGAAGGAAGCAGCCAAGGGUCGAAGGGAGAAACACGCCACUGGGAGUUAAAACUCGAAAAUCCGUUGCUUUAAGUGCCGGCAACUGGGCCACAAGGCGGCCGAGUGUCAACGUAAGCAGGGAAGCGGACUCGACGGACGCGCCAACAACGUGUGUCUACAGGCUUCGUCGCAAGUGCCAACGCAUCGAAGUCGCGACUGGUGUUUGGACAGCGGAGCUACCAGGCAUAUGUGCAACAACAUCGAACUUUUCCGCGAAUUCAGUGAUUGGAAUCGCGGUACGUUAAGCAUCGCGAACGACGCAACUACUGGGACCAUGGGCGAGGGUACAGCACUUUUGCGACGGACGCGACCGGUGAGAGAACUGCAGUUUUGCUAAGCAAGUCCCUACACGUGCGCCACUUGCAUACGAACCUCAUGUCCGUCAGCAAGAUGACCGAUCGCGGGUUCGAAGUGCGUUUUCGAAAAAGACAAGCAGCGAAUCUGGACAAGAAAGGAGGGCUAUGCGUGAAGAGGAUCGGCAAUUUGUGCGCUAAUCAACGAGCGACGCGAGUGUGGCAUUGUCGAGUGCGCGAAACAACCGCGUCACUCUCGAGCUACUACCCUGCACUCACGCAUGGGGCACGUGAACACGAAAGACAUUUCCGACACCGCCCGAAACAACCGCGUGGACAUCGUGAAAUUCAUGAACCCAACAAAAAGUUUCAUUUGUGAUGUAUGCUUACAGGGGAAAAAUGACCAGAAGGGUUCUGGUCAUCUUCCCAAAGAACUCAAACCGGGAAUCGGACCUCUUGGACCUGGUGCACACGGACGUGCGGGGACACAUGAGAACGGAAUCCCUCGGGAGGGCCAGGUACUUCGUCGAGAUCAUCGCCGAGCACUCCAAAUGGUGCGAGGUCAGAUUCCUAAGAUGCAAGUCAGAGGUGUUCAAGGCGACGGCCUCGUGAAAAACCAAAAGGGGAGAACCGUGAAGUGCAUUCAGUCCGACAAUGGUCGUGAGUACACGAGACGUGAGUUCGAGGAUACCUGAAGAAGGCAUCACCAGGCGCCUGACGGUGGCAUAUAAACCAGAGAAAAUCGGCACGGCAGAGAGGAAGAACCGCACCCUCCUGGAUACUGUCCAAUGUCUUCUGGCGAAGUCGGGGUUGCCGGACACGUUCUGGGCCGAGGCGGUGAACACCGCAAACUACCUGCGGAAUCGAUUGCCCACGGCGAGUUUGGCCGGCUGAACGCCGUACGAAGCGUGGACGGGGAAGGUACCGAGCGUCUCCCACCUAAGAGUGUUCGGCAGCAGGGUGUUCUACCUGGAGAGAGGGCUUGGACGCGAACGACGCCGACGGACCUGGAAGAGACCAAGUGGACGACGACGGCAGUCAUCACGUCAGGGCCCCAGGUCGACCCAGGUUUGUUAGGACAGGGCAGCGGGGCAGGCCGAGAAAAGAGUUCCUGACCGUACCAGCUCAGGAAACGACGGACGUCGAUGAUGUCGGACAUACUUUCCUGUUCGAGAUUCCCAUGAAGACGGGGAUGAAGAGCGCGGAUGGAUUACGUGGCGACGGAGAAACGGGUCGCCAACUUUUUGACGAAGGGGCUACCCAAGCACUCGUGGUGUGUGGAGUCCUCAGGGAUCAUCGUCAUCGAGUAGGGGCGCGAGUGAGCGUCCCAAGAAGAACGCGACCCAGGUCCCGAUGGCAAGUGUUAAAGAAGACGGUAGUUCGCACCCUUCCAGGGGCGCAUGUGCUGGACCAGGUAGCGGAUCGUACUUUCUCUCUGCUUGCGACCUCCGUACUGUUAAAACAUCUUAUGUUUGUAU
Molecule: messenger RNA, 2424 nt
Organism: Zophobas morio
Lineage: Eukaryota; Metazoa; Arthropoda; Insecta; Coleoptera; Tenebrionidae
Exons: 2
Coding region: 1228-1641 (137 amino acids)
Source: RefSeq, a predicted model, not a curated record